Molecule: messenger RNA, 1884 nt
Organism: Hermetia illucens (black soldier fly)
Lineage: Eukaryota; Metazoa; Arthropoda; Insecta; Diptera; Stratiomyidae
Product: apyrase-like
Exons: 8
Coding region: 82-1737 (551 amino acids)
Biological process (GO): AMP catabolic process
Cellular component (GO): plasma membrane
Molecular function (GO): 5'-nucleotidase activity
Source: RefSeq, a predicted model, not a curated record
AAUUAAAGGCACCAUUAGUAUUGGGUUUGACUCGGAUAUCUGUACAUCAGUUCAGUGGGUGAAGUGCUAUCGACAGGCGUGAUGAUGUUCCUUGCGGGCCUUUUCUUGUUGGCACUUUCCGGGGCCCCCCUUGUAGUCCGGGCGCAAGAGGACCUAUUUCCUGUUUCAAUCAUUCACAUGAAUGACUUUCACGCCAGGUUUGAAGGCACAGAUUGGUCAUCAUCUCCUUGUUCUAAUGAAGAUGAAUGUAUUGGCGGUUACGCUCGAGUCAUUACCGUAGUGAAACAGCUGUUCGAAGAUCUUAAGGAGUCGAACCCCAUUUACCUCAAUGCAGGUGAUAAUUUCCAAGGAACUAUCUGGUAUAAUAUUGGCCGAUGGAAUGUUACCCAAUACUUCCUUAAUCUGGUUCCUGCCGACGCUAUAACGUUGGGAAAUCAUGAGUUCGAUCAUGGUGUGGAAGGGGUUGUUCCAUUUUUAGAAACAAUCAAGUCACCUAUGAUUGUGGCCAACAUAGAUGAUAGCGAAGAGCCAACUAUGCAAGGCAAAUACAAUAAAUCUGUAAUUAUCGAUAAAUAUGGCAGGAAAAUUGGUGUCAUUGGGGUCAUAUUGCAGACAACAUACCAAAUCGCCAAUACCGGUAAACUCAAGUUUUUAGACGAAUCUGAGACAGUUAGGGCAGAAGCCGAACGACUAAAGAAUGAACAUGGCGUUGAUAUUAUCAUAGUCCUCUCGCAUUGUGGAUUGGAAGUUGAUAGAAUUAUCGCAAAAAAUGCAGGACCUCUUAUUGACGUCAUUGUCGGAGGACAUUCCCACACGUUUUUGUACACCGGAGAGAACCCACCAGGUCCUGAUACACCGAGAGAUGACUACCCUGUCGAAGUCAUACAAGAUGACGGCCAUAAGGUACUAAUUGUUCAAGCAUCCUGCUAUACAAAGUACCUUGGUAAUAUCACAGUAUAUUUCGACAAAGCCGGCGAAGUGGUACGAUACGAGGGUGAACCGAUAUUCCUUGCUCAUGGUAUCCCCGAAGAUCCCGAUAUUGUGAAUGAACUGGCGCCUUGGAAAGUGGACAUUGACGCUAUUGGCAAAAGGGAAGUUGGCAAAACACGAGUGACGCUCUCAAAGAGCGACUGUAAUUAUGAGGAAUGCAAUCUGGGAAGUUUCAUAAACGAUGCAUACACUUACUCGUAUAUAAAGUCAACGCCAUAUGAUCAUCCUUAUUGGACUACUGCUGCUAUUUCCGUGUGUAACGUCGGAGGAAUUCGAACAACACUUAACAAAGGAGCUCUUACCUAUGCUCACCUUGUCACCACUAUACCCUUUGGAAACACAGUGGAUUCGUUCGACAUUCGUGGCAAAUACUUAUUGGAGGCGCUUGAAUAUUCUGUUGAGAAGUCAUACGAUGAGGGUCAAUUCAGUGCAGCAAAUAUGCUUCAAGUAUCUGGGCUGCGAGUGACGUUCAAUAUUACAAAACCAGUCGGAGAACGUGUCGUGGAAGUCCUUGUACGGUGCCAAAAAUGUGAAAUUCCAGAGUAUGAACCACUGGAAUUGAAUAAAAGCUACAGAGUAGUGACAGGGUCAUUCUUGUCUGGUGGCGGAGACGGCUUUACCAUGUUUAGGGAUUAUAAGGAGAAUACCAUAAUCGGGGAAGUCGAUAUAGAUGUAUUUGAAGAGUAUGUUCAGAAACAUUCGCCAAUUACAGCCGCGGCGGAUGAACGAAUUAUAAUUUUACGUUAAAAUGUGUUGUAUUUUACAAAUAAAGAACGAAAUAUAAUCUACAUAGCUACAUAUCGAAUUUUAUACAAAGCAUAAAGGUAUUUGCUCUCACCAUCCUGAUAUAGAUGAAGGAAUUUGUUUAUCAAUACUCCAGGCUUUUAUAGAAAA